CUCAGAAAGACAUUUAGGCGCUUUCGAGUUCUGAUCUUAGGCCGAGCCAAUGCAGGCAAAACAACCAUCCUGCAGAAGGUCUGCAAUACCACAGAAAAUCCAGAGAUUUACAAUGUCAAAGGAGACAAGGUGUGGGAUAUUAUGCAUGCGCUGAUGGGUGCUCAGCGUGGAAAUCAUGAUAUUAGGAACGAGAUGGUGUUCAAGAGCAAUCCCGGGUUUGUCUUUCACGACUCGUGUGGUUUCGAAGCGGGCUCUGCAGAAGAAUUCGAGGAUAUGAAGAGAUUUAUCUCAGAACGCAGCGAACAUGACGACAUUAGAGGAAUGAAUACAUGCUAUCUGGCAAGUGACUCCCUCCCGCGUUUGCCUGCUCAUCCAUUACUAUCAUACAGGUAUUGUAUUCCAAUGGACGACCAUUGUCAAACAAUCCAACGGGCAGAAGAGAAGUUCUUCUCUGAAUGCAACACUGGUAAUGUUCCCAUAAUCGUGAUAUUCACGAAG
This is a messenger RNA of Suillus paluster, 498 nucleotides long. RefSeq lists its product as uncharacterized. The record is from RefSeq and is a predicted model, not a curated record. The transcript has 3 exons. The annotation marks the transcript as partial. NCBI's taxonomy places the organism in Eukaryota, Fungi, Basidiomycota, Agaricomycetes, Boletales, Suillaceae.